Messenger RNA from Pichia membranifaciens NRRL Y-2026, 975 nucleotides. RefSeq lists its product as hypothetical. The record is from RefSeq and is a predicted model, not a curated record. The coding region runs from base 1 to 975 and encodes 324 amino acids. The transcript has a single exon. NCBI's taxonomy places the organism in Eukaryota, Fungi, Ascomycota, Pichiomycetes, Pichiales, Pichiaceae. Gene Ontology annotation, molecular function: tRNA (cytidine-N3)-methyltransferase activity.
AUGAGUGAGAAUCAUGUUGCCGCAGAAUUGGUGGCUUCCGCUGAAAAGCCCCCACUUUCCUCGAGGAUCGGGAGAGACCCACCAUUCGUAUUCGGACAAAGGUUUUUGACUGAAGACGCAGAUGUUUUCAAUCAUAAUGCAUGGGAUAAUGUAGACUGGGAUGAGAGGCAAAUUGAGCAGUUUCAAGAAAGUAUUUUGAAGCAGAAGGAGAGCCCAGUGUCUGAUUUCAACAAAACAGAAUACAACUCAAAACCAAAGAAAUAUUGGGAUCUUUUUUACAAGAACAACAGAGAAAACUUCUUUAAAGAUCGGAAAUGGUUACAGAUCGAGUUUCCGAGUAUUUUUGAGUGUACUAAGAAAGAGUCCGGUCGGAAGACGAUUUUGGAAAUUGGUUGUGGAGCAGGAAACACGAUGUACCCUAUUUUAAGCAAGAAUGAGAACCCUAAUUUGCGAGUAUUUGGAUGUGACUAUUCGGACAUCGCAGUUGACCUUGUACGUGGGAACGAAAAUUUCGAAAGAUUGCAUGAUUCGGGGAACUGCUAUAGUAGUGUGUGGGAUCUGGCCAAUGAAGAAGGUAAUAUUCCAGAGGAUUUGGAAGAUAACGGUGUUGAUAUUGCGGUUAUGGUUUUUGUGUUUUCUGCGUUGAGCCCUAAACAGUGGGAACAAGCCAUAUCGAACCUGAAGAAAGUGAUGAAACCUGGAGGGCUUAUUUUGUUCCGUGACUAUGGAAGGUACGAUUUGGCACAGAUCAGGUUCAAAAAGAAUCGGCUCUUGGAUGAGAACUUUUACGUACGUGGAGAUGGUACCAGGGUGUAUUUUUUCACCGAGGAAGAGUUGCGUGAGAUAUUCUGCACCAGGGGUGGAUUUAUCGAGGAGAAGAUUGGAUCUGAUAAACGGCUGUUGGUGAAUCGGAAGAAGCAGUUAAAAAUGUACAGAUGCUGGUUGCAAGCCGUGUUCAAAGUGCCUGAGAUAUAG